This is a messenger RNA of Lobosporangium transversale, 2019 nucleotides long. RefSeq lists its product as hypothetical. Lineage: Eukaryota; Fungi; Mortierellomycota; Mortierellomycetes; Mortierellales; Mortierellaceae. The coding region runs from base 202 to 2019 and encodes 605 amino acids. The transcript has 2 exons. The record is from RefSeq and is a predicted model, not a curated record.
CUUCCCUCCAUCCUUCUGUCCACCCCGUUCUUCUGCUUCGAGUAACGCUGCUUUCCUCGAGCGUAGCGACAGCAGCUUCUCAAUACAGACAAAGAGCUGAACAAUUCAUACAUUUAUAAAGUAGUUAUUUAAAUGUGAGUUUGAACAAAUGUUUUGUUUGUUUGUGAACGUGCGUGCGUGUUUUGUCUGGAUGAAAAGUGCAUGUUUGUCAAUUUCAGCCCAAUCAAAGCUAACAGACCCUGCAGAACGUCCACUCUCUUCCCGGACGUCCUCGCUCUCAUAUCCAUUUGCCCCGAAUUGCUCCGUGUCCUCGCCUCGUUGCCGAUGCAGCCAGCCGACCAGAAUAAGAAUCUUGAAGGCCGUGAGCACCACUGCAGCUCCAGUACCACAGCCAAGUCCACGACAUGCAGCUCGGCAUUGCUAACCAGCUCCCCUCUCCUGAACCCAUCAUCAUUACCCUCGUCGUCAUCGUUGACACCACCCUCUACAACAGAUGCCGCCUCUUCUACGCCGCCAAUAGCACCAUCACCACAACUCUCUAUUGAACCAAUAGAUUAUACACUCAAACCAAGCAGACCAGGCUCCGAGCCUCUAGUCUGCGCUGAUUUCGGGCCCAUAUCCCUCUCUGCCAUCGACCCUUAUCAUCUAUUGACCCCUGGCGAUAACCACAGCAGCCAUAAUUUCGAGCCAGAGAGCACCAUGCUGAUGACAAUCCCCCAGGAUUGGGCCCAGGAAAAUUUAGAACGUCAGGUUCAAGAAAAUCAACUGUGGCUUCAGACCGCUUUCCUUCAUAAUCAGUUUCACCCUCAACAACUUCUACCAGUUAUGCACCCUUCCUCUCAUCUUCAACCUUUCCCGCUACCACCACUAACACAGUUAUCGUCAUCACCGUCGCCUUCACCAUCAUCACUGCCACCACCACUACCUCCGACAGCGCUCACUCUUCCUUCCCCUCCCCUUGUUGCUCCUCUAUCAGCUCCACACUUGAUACAAUAUGAGCAUUCCCACUAUGACACUCAUCCUAACCAGCAAUCGACCAGUGGUAUUGAGCCUUUUUACCAACAAUACCACCAUUUAUCUCCACAGCAGCAACAAAGCAUGCUCCAGCAACAAACACAACAGCUGCCGCUACAGCAAUAUCAGAAUGGCGGAUCUUAUGAGAAGCGAGGUCAGUUCUUUCCAUGGCCUGCUUCCACCACAGCUAUGACGCCUCUUCCAGGCAACUUCGGGCCAUUGCCUUUGGCAAACACGGGGACACUCACAUCUACAGCAAAUCCCCGGAUCACUUCGCGUCCAUUUCAGACGGUUGCGUACACUGGCCUAGCAGCAGCUGCUAAGCAUAACACCAAGCGGGCAGCUGAUGACAUGCCCACGUCUGAAAGUUUGAGACCGGCCCAGCGACGGCGUCUCGGGGCCUCUCGAGGCCUAAGCAUCUCCUCCGAGGCCACGGUGGUAGCGCUACCAACAGUAGCGCUCAGAGCGGCACCACAGGCAAUGGCGGAGUCCAGUCCACGGGCCACACAGCCUCCGACACUCCUUUCCCCCAUAGCUAGCAAGGGGGCCGCAAAGUGUCCACAUUGCGGCAAGGAGUUUCAGUCCAAAGGGCUCCUACGCUCUCAUGUCGUAAGCCAUUCGACAGAAAGGCCGUCACCUCUUGUCUCCACCACCUAUUACACCGCUUCUCCGCGUGGAAGCGGACGUAACCAAAUAGGCGGGACUCGUGAUGGAAUUAUGGAACGCAUCAAGCUCCCGCCUACAGUUGCUAGCCAAAAUAUCGUAACAAAUCACCGGGAUAUUUAUCCAUGCCAUGAAAUGAUGUUUUUAGGCAGUGGCAGUGGACUUGCUGAUCUUUCAGCAUCUUCAUCUAGAUCAACACUGAACCCAUACAGCGGUAUAAAUUAUAGCCACUGCCAGCAUGUGCUUCCAGUGUAUCCUCCACACAGCUGUGGGUCUGUCGAACUAGGCCAAGGAGUGAGCCUUGAUCCUUCUUCUUCUUCUUCUCCUUAUAUACUAAAAUGA